CCGUGGGUUACAUUGCUUGAUUACAAUUAUUGUUAUUAAGCUUCUUCAUUUCGAAAUUGGCGACGGUGAAUGUGAAUCGCUCAAUAAACGUUAUCCAUGGACGUUUUGUGAACUACAAAACAUGAUCCCUUUUAUCAAUUCCACAAGAGAAAAAUGACGCUCGCGGACGGAGUGACGUCAGGGAGGUGACGACAGUUGGCUUGUGACUGCGUGCACGAGAAGGCAGCGCGAGCAGACAGGAGUGCGCGUAGCAAGACCUCAGUUCUCUCAGCACGCGGGAGGAGCCGGGGAAGGAGUGUCUCCUGGACUGCGGCGGCGACGGCGGCGAUUUCGGCAGCAUGGAUCACGUCCUGGGGAUUAUUAUUUACGGAUACUAACAAAGGACCGCUUUGGAAAAAUGGCCGAGAGGCUGGAGUGGGUGGAGAUCAUUGAGCCGCGCACGCGGGAGCGCAUGUACGCCAACCUGCUGACGGGCGAGUGUGUGUGGGACCCGCCGGCCGGCGUGCGCAUCAAGCGCACGGGCGACAACCAGUGGUGGGAGCUGUACGACCCCAACACCUCGCGCUUCUACUACUACAACGCGGCCACGCAGCGCACCGUGUGGCACCGGCCGCACUCCUGCGACAUCAUCCCGCUGGCCAAGCUGCAGACGCUCAAGCAGCACGCCGACGCCGGCGCCACAUGCGUCUCCCGUCCCACCAGCGGAGGAGGAGGAGGAGGAGGUGGAGGUGGUGGCAGUGGAGGGGGGAGGACAUCCGGAGACAACAGCCCCGGGCGCAACAGCGGGGUGAGCCGCGAAGGCAGCACCUCCUCGUCCCUGGAUCAGGAGGCCGACAAGCAGGGCAGCCGCGUCGAUGAGCCGGAGAAGACGUCUCCCUUCCGAUGGAACACCGGCACCAAGGAGCGCAUGCUGAUCAAGGUGACGGACCGCGAGCCCAGCUUCCUGUCCCACCAGGGCAACGGCUACUCCCCCUGCGACCCCCCGCCUAACCCCAUCGACGCCCCCGCAGGCGGCGGAGGCUGCGGGACGGGCACCCGCACCCGCCGCUCCUCUGGCGGCGGCAACCCCCCGCCCAACGCCACCCCCUCCUCCGACCCGGACGCCGGCUCGCCCACGCCCUACGGCGAGCGGCGCCAGCAGUCGCCCUUCCUCAAGCGGGCGGAGAUGGGCGGCGGCGGCGGCGGCACCUACCGGCGGCCCUCGGGCUCCGACUCGCAGCCGGCGUCGCCGCGCUACGCCUACGACCCCCCGCUCUACGAGGAGCCCCCCUCCGACUACGGGACGCCGCCCAUCUACGAGGAGCCGCCCUCCGACAUCAUGCACCUGGCGUCGGACCCCGGCUCGGCCUUCUACGGCACGGCCACGGGCCGCUCGCCCGCCCGCAAGUCGCCGUCCCCGCUGUACCACUCGCCCAAGCAGGGCGCCUCGCCGUACGGCCAGCUGGUGCUGACCCGGCAGAAGUGUCCCGAGAAGAGCCAGAGCCUGGAGUACAGCGUGGAGUACAGCCCGGCGGGCAAGGAGUACGUCAAGCAGCUGGUGUACGUGGAGCAGUCCUCCUGCAGCCCCCGCUUCCGCACCGCCGACCGCCUGCUGCGCUACGGCACCACCGGGGGCGGCGGCGGCGGCGGCGGCGGCGGCGGCGCGGUCCCCGGGGGCUACAGCAGCUCCUCCUACGGGGGGUCCUACACGCUGCAGCACAGCCAGUCGCUCAUCCGGGACCCCCGGCUGCUGCUGGACUACGGCGGGGAGGGGGACGGCGGCCGGCUGCUCUACGAGGACUCCAUCUCCUGGUCGUCCUCGGCGCACAACCACUCCAUGACCACCUCCUCCUCCUCUUCCACGGGGGCCGGCGGAGGUGGAGGAGGAGGAGGAGGAGGUGGCGGGGGCCCCUUCUCGCCGGGCAGCAACCGCAAGCGCAAGAGCCGCAAGCCGUCGCUGCCCCAGGAGCUGGGGCGCUGCGGCGGGGAGGCGGAGCGCGGCACGGCGGGCACGCUGUCGGAGGCCAUGCUGGCCCAGGCGCGGCUGGCCUGGGAGGCGCAGCAGGUGCUGAAGCAGCGCAGCAGCUGGGACUCGGGCCCCGGGGCGGGGGGCUCGGCCGCCCUGGUGGCGCUGGGCGGCUGCAAGGGCGACGGCUACGAGAGCGACGGCGCGCUGCCGGGCCCGCUGCCUGGGCCGGUGGUGCGGGCGCUGAGCGAGGACGAGGCGCUGGCCCAGAGCGACGGCCACCUGCACCACCACCACCACCACUGGAAGCGCAGCACCUUCGACCGCCUCGGCUUCCCCCAGGCGCUGCUGGAGAAGAGCCUGUCAGUGCAGACCAGCCUGGCCUCCCCGGAGCCCUUCCUCCACCCCUCACAGUCUGAGGACCUCGGGGCGUGUGCCCAAUUUGAGGCCAGCCGAAACGCCCGCAACAUGAUGCCCAGUGCCAGCUGUGGCGUCUUCCCAGAGUUCACCCUGAGGAAGCCGUCCUCCGAGACGGACAUCGAGAACUGGGCCUCCAAGCACUUUAACAAACACACACAGGGUCUGUUCCGGAGGAAGGUGUCCAUCGCCAACAUGCUGGCGUGGAGCAGCGAGCCCAUCAAGAAGCCCAUGAUCGUCACGUCGGACCGCAACGUGAAGCGGGAGGCGGUGGACAUCUUCAAGCUCAUCCAGACCUUCAUGGGGGACCGGCGCUCCAAGACCGAGCCCCUCGUCGUGGCGCUGGAGGUGGUGGUGCGCGGCUGGAGCAGCCAGGGCCUGCGCGACGAGCUCUACAUCCAGCUGUGUCGCCAGACCACGGAGAACUUCCGCUACGACAGCCUGGAGCGGGGCUGGGAGCUCAUGGCCAUCUGCCUGGCCUUCUUCCCCCCCACGCCCCGCUUCCACGCCUACCUGGAGGGCUACAUCGCCCGCCACACAGACCCCCUUAACGACACCAAGGGAGUGGCCAUCAGCAGUUACGCCAAAUACUGCUACCGUAAACUCACCAAGGCUGCUCUAACCGGGGCCAAGAAGGGCGUGCAGAAGCCGUGUCUGGAGGAGAUCAAGCACGCGCAGAACGCCAUCUUCAGCCCCUCCAUGUUCGGCUCGUCGCUGGAGGAGGUGAUGGUGCUGCAGACGGAGCGCUACCCCGAGCGCCAGCUGCCCUGGGUGCAGACGCGGCUCUCCGAGGAGGUGCUGGGGCUCAACGGGGACCAGACGGAGGGCAUCUUCAGGGUGCCAGGGGACAUCGACGAGGUGAACGCCCUGAAGCUGCAGGUGGACCAGUGGAAGAUCCCCACGGGCUUGGAGGACCCCCACAUCCCCGCGUCUCUGCUGAAGCUGUGGUACCGGGAGCUGGAGGAGCCUCUGAUCCCUCAUGAGUUCUACGAGGACUGCAUUACGCACUACGACAACCCUGAGGCGGCGGUGAACGUGGUGCUGGGCCUGCCGCACAUCAACAAGCUGGUGCUCUGCUACCUCAUCCGCUUCCUACAGGUGUUCGCCCAGGCGGCCAACGUGUCCUACACCAAGAUGGACGUCAACAACCUGGCCAUGGUGAUGGCGCCCAACUGCCUGCGGUGCCAGUCGGACGACCCGCGCAUCAUCUUCGAGAACACGCGCAAGGAGAUGUCCUUCCUGCGCGUGCUCAUCCAGCGGCUGGACACCAGCUUCAUGGACGGGAUCCUAUAGCCCCCCCACCCCUCCUAUAGCCCCCCCUCAUCCAGCGGCUGGACACCAGCUUCAUGGACGGGAUCCUAUAGCCCCCCCCACCCUCACAGCCCCCCCCUGUGACCGACAGUGUACACGACAAACACUCAACCUGUGCUACCUGAUGACGGCCCCGCGCUAACGCUAACACCCCCCCCCCCACCUACCCCCCUAGUACAGGGACAUUGUGGUGCACCAUGCGUUAUGCGUGCACCAUUAAGUCAUGGGAUACACAGACCGGCACACACACACACACAUAUUGGCAGGGAUGUCACGAUUAGAAAAAAAGAAAAUAUAAAAAUAUAAAAACAUAAGCAACGCGCUCACAACAUCAAAUGUUAUGACCUGGGGGUAAAAAGAAACAUUUGCCUUUUGCCGAUUUGUUUGUAUUUUUUUCGAAAGCUCAAUAACCUCCACUAACCACCUUUUGAUUGCGCGCACACACACACACACACACAUCCGCGAGCGCCUGCAUGCCCCCUGGUCGCAUUAACACAUUCACAGAGACACAGACACACACACACAGCCGUCUGGACCACCAAACACACUGCCUUCUUCAACAAAACACCGGUGUGCUUUUGACCACAUUUUUUUUAACCCACCCAGGAAGAACACAAAAAAAAGAACUUCAAACCAGUGUGAACUGAACUGGGCUGAGACCAGAGCCAGGAGGAGAAGGGUGGGUGAUGUAUGGUGGGCUCAGGGGCGGGGGGGCCCGUGGCUCUGUAUCCCGAGGGCACCCAAGUAUGAAGGUGCCGAGGCAAUGUCCUGGCCCACACACACACACACACACACACACACACACACACACACACACACACACACACACACACACACACACACACACACACACACACACACACACACACACACACACACACACACACACACACACACACACACACACACACACACACACACACACACACACACACACACACACACACACACACACACACACCAGCUGGUUCUUGCUGAAGUUCAUGGUGGUCACGAUCUGUCCGGCUGCAGCGUCACACACUUCAUCUGGAAUGUUUUCUGAUUGCCUCUCACUGGCACACACACACUGACGCACACAGUCAAUACAACGAUUGAGGAGGGUCGGAGUACUGCAGAAGAAGCUAAGGAGAGGAGUAAACGAUGUCCACACACACAAUGGUAUUUACAUGGAUGAAGGAAUGGCUAUUAUAGGUAUUGAGUGAUUGACGUUGACCUCCCCCCCAGCCUUCAGUGUACCGGACCAUUGAUGCCCCCAACAACCGCUAAACCCCCCCCCCCCCCCAUUCCUCUAAAAGACUGAUUUACGAAUGUGUCCGUCCUGUGUGGUUUGUCCGUCCAGCUGUUUUAAAGAAGCCGUAUGUCCAUCCUAUUGUUUACACGACACAUCUGCCUCACAGCAGCCCGUCUUCGAUGGUCUUGAGUUGAAGGGUUUAUCGAGGGUGUUCCUUUGGUUUUUAACCUGAGCUCUACGAAAGUAAUUUAUUUUUAUUUAUUUUAUUUGUAUUUUAAUGCCUUUUUUGAAAGAUGUAUUAUUGCUCCUCUCCAUUUGUCACUUUCUAGUAAAAAGGUGUUUGUGUGGAUACUUUUUUUUUCUUAAAAAUGACAUGUUUAUACACAUGUUGAGGCGUGGCCCUUUUAAUGUACAUGUGGGUAUGUGAAUGUUGCGGCCUGUACAGAUGCACUGUUGUCAAUCUACUUAACGCAAAAGGGAUUAACUUUGUCAUUUAUUUUGAAUACGUUUCUGCGUUCAGUCACAGAAAACGCACACACAAACACGGAAGUUCAACUGAAAAAGAAAAACGAGUAUUUGACUGUAGUUCUUACAUCUUUCCCUCACACACAGAAUUCCUAUCCCCCUCACCACCACACAAAUAUACAUAUAUAAAUAUAUAUAUAUAUCAUGUACAUUAAACUGAUGUACAGACUGUGUAAAAAAGUAACUAGUAAAUAGGCCUACAAACUAUUGUGAAGCGUGAAACGCGUCAGUGGGACCACUGAGUUUCCUACGUCUGAAGGUGAGUUUGCAGCCAUUUUUAUCCUUCAUUCCGCCCUUUCAAAGUAAGAGCGUGAAGACCAUGCAGGGCUGCUGCCAACCAGCUGCAAAGCUACCAGAUGGUGUUUCUUUCUGUUUUGUCUCGUUUAACCCAUACCUCUAAACCUCAGCCCCUCGGCUGUCAUUUUUACCCUAACAGGUCUGCGGGAAGGGGAGGACGGUUUGAAGCUCUGCGCUGACACUUUUGUAACUAAACUUAAAUGUGACGUUUAUCACUUUACCCCUCCCCUCUCUAACCACCACUUUAAUCGUUCACAACUACAAUAGGCUCCGCCCCCUGUGUGUAAGGGUCUUUUUACAUAGCUAUGGUAUACUGCCAAUGGAAGGGGGGGGGGGGACAUUAUGACUUGACAAGGGAUGAACUGUUUAUUUGUGCCCCUGUGACCACUCACUUCUCAAGGAAGUGAUCUGUAAAACAGAAGACGUGUUGUGAAACAUACAUAAUGAUUGGAGUGUGACUUAAGUUGUGGGUUGGGGAUGUGUGUGUGCAUAUGUGAGUGAGUGUCCAUGCAAGAGAAGGUUUUAGAUAGAAUAGAACGUGUAGCAAUGUUGUGUAUUGAGCCGAUCCAGCAAAUGAACCAGUCAGCAUGCAGAAAAAAGUUCUGUUUCUUCACGCAUAAAAGGCAUACCAUUUUACACACUCAAAAUAGAUUUAAAAAGACAGUAUUGCUACAUUAAGCUUUAAAGUAAAUUCACUAUGAUUUUUUUGUUUGGAUGUCAAUGGUUCCGAGUCUGUUAUGACUUUUAAGAGGAUUCAUGUUCUAAAGACGAUGUUGCAAGGGAUGGGGAUCUGAAGCUACCAUGUUGCUCACUGCUGCUCUGCUUCGCGCCCAUCUGCUCGCUCGCCUUUGUCAAAAUGUUGGGUUUCUAAUGUCCACCUUCAUCAUCCACAUUCUUUUCAAGAGAGACGACUCUGGAAGUAAAAAUGGAUGUUUUAAAUAAAUGAUUCAAAUGUUCUUAACAAAAUAAGUUUUGCUUCUUAAUCUUUGUUGGAAAUAGAGCAGUUUGGGAUAAAUUGCAACCCCCCCCCCACACACACACACACCACCAUAUUGACAUGAGUCACAACCUAAUAAAAGGCACACUGCUGAGCUUCUACAAAGAGCUCAUCUCCUGACUCAUGAGUAGACUACACACUUCCUGGUUGUGCUUGAGUGGUCAAUUAACCAAUAGCGUAAUGAACUGCAGCACUUAUGUAGUAGGCAGUGAAGACAAGACUACGGACCGUGAAAUGGCAUCUUGUUUAUCAUGCCUGCAAUACACACACACCAAGCAAUCAUGAUUGUGAAGCCACAAUGUAAAUGCUUUAUUGAAUAUAUAAGUGCUUCUCAUUGGAUGUAGUAAAGAUGUGCUUAAAGAAUUUAUGGAUUGUACGUUUAUCAUGACCUACAGCCCCAUGCUUCUGUAGGGGAUUUCACCUCGGGCCAAUGGGCAGUGAGGUCGCUGCUAAGCCCAGAUCUUGGGGGUGGGGGCAGAGGGCAGGGUGUA
Molecule: messenger RNA, 7214 nt
Organism: Gadus macrocephalus (Pacific cod)
Lineage: Eukaryota; Metazoa; Chordata; Actinopteri; Gadiformes; Gadidae
Gene: arhgap39
Product: Rho GTPase activating protein 39
Biological process (GO): signal transduction
Cellular component (GO): cytoskeleton; cytoplasm
Molecular function (GO): GTPase activator activity; protein binding
Source: RefSeq, a predicted model, not a curated record